This is a messenger RNA of Theileria orientalis strain Shintoku, 735 nucleotides long. RefSeq names its product 50S ribosomal protein L9. Gene Ontology annotation, cellular component: ribosome; mitochondrion. Gene Ontology annotation, biological process: translation. The record is from RefSeq and is a predicted model, not a curated record. Gene Ontology annotation, molecular function: structural constituent of ribosome. The transcript has 2 exons. Lineage: Eukaryota; Apicomplexa; Aconoidasida; Piroplasmida; Theileriidae.
UUGUUCAUCAUAGGAAAUACUAUAAUUCUGUUGCUCACACUGGCUGUUGUAGCUAACGCCUUUGUAGCCAAUUUUAAAUGUAGUUCUAGUUCAACAUCUCUGUUGCCCUAUCGCACCUCGAAAAAAGAGGAUUCCUUGACAUUUGACGGAAACAGCCCCCAAAUAGGCCUUAGAAAAUACAGGUCUACACACCUUGAAGCCAGGAAAAAGUAUACUCACGUUCAAGUAACGCUCGAAAGAGAUACACCUAACGUUGGAAAGAAAGGGGAGAUUGUGUACGUGACGCAGAAUUACGCAUUCAACUACCUCGUUCCGUUUGGAUUCGCAAGAUACACAACGAGAUCGGAGUUGGUGGGUCUGGCACUGGAUCGCAACUACAAGGAGUGUCUGCAGAACAUAAGGAGAACGUCGGCGUUGCAGCUUAAGGAAAAGCUGGGAAAGGACCUGGUGCUGGAGUUUGAAGUGCCAUGUUCUAACGCGGACAAGACAAAGCUGAACGCCCCGCUGAGACCAGUGCACAUAAUAAAUAAGCUGAGGAGCAUGAUGCUUCUAGGGCCACUUGACAUGUUGAGGGAGCAGGAUAUCAAAAUACACACAGAGUCAGGGUACAUACUCAAAUACGGAACGUUCAAAGUCACGCUAGUGCUGGACGAAAACAUAGAGUCCUCAAUAAAGGUAAAGGUGCAGGACAUACCAGUGGAUGUGAUAAUCAACAACGAUCAGCUGCAAAUAUAA